Molecule: messenger RNA, 12268 nt
Organism: Pocillopora meandrina
Lineage: Eukaryota; Metazoa; Cnidaria; Anthozoa; Scleractinia; Pocilloporidae
Source: the annotation of a GenBank genome assembly
UUUAUUGAUAACUUAACUUAACCGAACUCUCGAUGGCAACUCGAGCAUGAAAUGUGUUCUCCGUAUUCUCAACUAAUAUCGACAGGUUUUUUACCUCUCUUCAAAUGUAAGUCAAUGUGUUACCAUGGUUACUUAAAAACAAAGCAGGAAAACACGGAACUGAACUGUCCAAAGUAGUUGGGUGUUAGGUUUCUCAGGGGACGCCGUUAAAUAUUUGUGUUGACCACUUGCUUUGCUUCGUUUGGAACUAAUCAGUCCCUGGAAAGAUGUUUCCUGAGCACAUAACUGUAUUCAUAUUUGUGGGUUUAUCCUUCGCACAAGGUAUGUAAACUUCAACGCAUUUCUCCCCACUAGAUGUGGUUGAAAGAGGGUAUGUUGAAAUAACGCUGGAGGUUGGAUGUUGCAUUUGUGACACUCGUCGUGGACUUAUUGUAUGAAUCAUGACGUUUACGCCAUGUAAAAGAAAACUGUUUUCCUUGAAUAACUCUUCCAUUUAAUGCAAAGCAACUGAGAAAUAUUUAAGUGCUAAGAUUGGCAUAUUAGGAGGAUUCUUUAGGACCAUGUUGAUGCAAACGGCAAACAACAAAAUGUCAAGUUUCCUCCGCUCUGCCUUUCGAACAGAAAAGUUAAAAAUCUGAAUACGUUUAUCGUCGGUUUCUGUUGCAGGCAUCCUAAUUUCGAUCUCAGAAGUCAAUUUCCCGUUUUUGUUUUUGGAGAACGUGGGUCUAAUUUAUUUCAACCUAUAAUAGCUUUGAAGAGGUCAUAGCGACCGAUAAGCUAAAUUAGUUACAUCUUUUGGUCAUACCUAUCUCACUGAUAACGAUUACUUAUCAUUCUAAAUGGCGCGCCGUUUCAAGCUUCGGUUGUCCUCAAUUUCUUUUGUUACCAAAUGUCCUCGAUGAAAACUGGUUGAUUAGGGCCGGGUCGCAUUACAGACGAUUUAGUUGAAACUUGUUUACUCUAGGGACUGAAUCUGUCAACACACCUUUUUUUCUGAUAAGACCCCUCAUUUGUGAAUUUUCAAAAAUUUCAAAAUCGUGAAAAAAAAACAUCAAAGACGCCUGUGUGCUUCGGUUGGGCAGACCAAUUUUUCCAAAUCUCGAAAAAUCAAAGGAGCCCGCCGCCAAAGCUGUCAACAGUUGAAAAGAGUGACUCCUAAUAUAGACGACAAGGUCUCGAAAGUGAAAAAGAGAGCGAAAUUUCAUCAUUUACACUGACGUUUUCAUUGCGUGCGGUUCGAAGCUACAGCAUGGACGGGCGAGAUUUUCCCUUUCCUUACUACGGCCAUCAAAUGCCAAGAAGUGAGAAGUAUCUCUUUCUUCAGGACCUGGGCAACACCGGCACCCUCAAUUUGGCCUGAUGUGAGCGCCGAACAAAGAAGAGUCAUUGUUACCCUGUCGUGACUGAAUAAAAUUUCACCGCUUAAAUUUCCCCUGUGCGAUUGACGCUUGCAUUUUCACUCGUUGAAAUGCGACUAUAUAAGCUCAAUCUUAUUUUUAUUUCCGGUGUGAUGCAGUUUGAUUUUCCAGCCCGAUUUUUUCAAGCCAAAACGAAAAUUGGUCCGUAAUGCGACCCGGCCCUAAGCUCAAUUUUAUUUUCAUUUCCGGUUUGAUGCAAUUCAUUAAAUUGAGCCAGUUUCCUUUGGCAUUUAAGAUUUAUUAGAAAAAGAGUUGUUGUGAACUCGUUUUGCGUUUGACCGUCUCGAGUCUGAAGGGGCACAAGGAGUCUUUUACUUUAGUCUCUUCGCCCUGACUUUUUUUCAUAGUCAAUUCUAGUUGCCUUGAACACGGUUCUUUCAAACAUAUUUUCUGACACUCAUUACAGUGCACCGUAACCCUUGUGAUGAUUCACGUGAUUAAAACAGUCAAUGUUUUAUCCGCUUAAGACUCAUUGUCUACUUCCCGUGUCGACCACAAGACUCGACCAGACGAGAUACGAGAGACUCUUGAAAAAUUCAGCAAGGGAUGUGUGGUUCGCUUCAUAAAAUCUAAGGUCUACCGCAGACUCAAUCUCACAUAAUUUUCCAUACUCUCUGCCAAACGUGGAUAACAUCAACAUUGUACGUGUGACUUCUGUUAACAAUAUAUGCCAAGAGAUCAUGAUCAAUUUCAGGCAAACAAUUUCAGGCCACUUUCUAUUAAGAUGGUAGAAAACUUGCCAGAUUUUAAUCAGCAUCGAUAAGCUAAAACGUUAUCGUAGGUGAAAGGAUCAUUAAAAGUCUCCCAUGGCUCAUCCCAUACCAAAGAUUUUAGGUUAAGUAUGGAGUCCCCACCGGUUCCUGCUAUAAAUUCACGCCACAUGUAUUCGGCGACAUGUCACUCACGUUGUGACCUAAGAGUUAAAGAGUUGCUAUGUAAUGAAAAAAAUGAAUGUUUAUGAAAGAGUUAGGUUAUAUCUAUUUACUUGACUCAAUGACACAUACACACACACACAUAUAUAGAUUUAUUUAUAUUUACUUGACAUAUGCGUUUGGUUUUGUUGAACGGUUGGCAAUACAUCACACGGUAUUAAACGUAUUGUCAUGAGGCAGGCGCGUGUGUAGCGACUGGCGUGACACCUUAAAACAUUCCUGUACCCUUUUUCAGGAAAAAUUGAAAAAAUAGUAAAAGGAGAGAUAGUAGCAGAGCUAAGAAAAUUCGCAGUAUGUUUAACGUGAAAUGAUCCAAAGAGGAAUGGGACACGCUUGAGAAAAGUUGUGAUACAUGAUUGUGGAAUGAGAAAAACGACCUGCCAAAGCAACACUGUUUUGUCACGUUACCCAAAAGAAGGUCCUGCGUUUAAAAUCAGUCACUAUGGCAUGUUCUUCAUAUCUAACAGUUUCUGAAAUUACUUUUUACUCGUAGCGCAACCUGCGUGUCUUUCGAGAUAAGAAUGUAAAUAUGUAUAAACUGCUUGUAUUCUUUUAAUAUGGAAUAUCCUCUCCAAAAUGAAAAGACAAAAAUGCACAAUUUGUUUUCUUAAGUUAAUUAGUCUUAUCAAGAAUACGUUGCAGGAUUAAAUUAGUUUAAGUCUUAUUUUUGUGCUCACUGUUAUCUCACUGUUCUCAUAUAUACUGAAACAGUGUUGGUAACCAGCAGUGGAUAUUUACCGAGAUGCGAAGUGGCAAGGUAAAUAUCCACUAAUAGCCACCUCAACUUCGGUGAAUAGUUGUUAAAUAUCUGUUAGAUACUGAGGCGUUAACUCAAUUCGCUAGUGUCGCAGACCACAGCGUUAAAUAUGUCAACCCCAGCGCGGUUCAAGCCCACCUCACCAACUCCACAAAGAGAUUGUCGUGUAGACGAAGAGCCAACUGCAGACUCAUGUAAGUGAACUUAGCUCUAUAAACGCAUUUUUCCUUCACGCUUUCCAAGGUUUACUUAUAUUACUUCAAUCUAAGUGUUACAGGAGUUUUUGGAUACCUUUUCUUUAUCCUUCAAAGAUACUUCCUCACUGUUUUAGUUGUCCUAUCAAAUAACCAUUGACAAAACCAAAAAUCUUUGAGCGUUGACGCAAGUUAAAGAAAAUGAAUAAUAUCUUUCAGUGGGUGCCGGCGUUAGUUGAAAAAUUAUUUCUUUUUUAGCACAAUUACGACUAAAUUCUCAGAAGAGGAACAGAAGAGGGACAAACAAAAAAGAAAACGAAAACAGAAAUUAAAGAGGAUGACCAUCUCAUUACUAUUCUCACUUUGUCGGGCAUUGUGGCGCAUUUUGCAGGCUAAAUAUCCACUAAUAGCUGUUUCGGCGUGCGAAAUUGUCUUUUUAUGGAUUUUGAUGUAUGCAUCUGCUUUAUUUCACUAAAACGUUUUGAUUUGCUAUCCGCACUACGAACUUUCUACUUACGCGAUCAACAAGUGGUUUUUGUCGCGACAAUCUUCACUAUCGAUCGGUAGGUGACUGUAGGACUGAAAACACCAGUCAAGUUUGGAGAUCCUUGUGGACCUAAUCAGUCUUUCUUGAUUUUUUCAAUGAAAGAGUCGUCGGGUUUCGCUGUCCACCCGCAUUUCGUUUUGUUCACCUUGCCUGCACUUAGUAGCGUCUGGGUUUAAGAACAUAUAACAUGGCGUACAUUUCUUGUUUGUGACUUGAUAAUGCUUUUGUUUUAUUUCAGCAUGCGGCAGGUAUACUAUUCAGCUACACGAAGAUCGUUGGAACGCUAGCUUGAAUGAUAGCUCCUCAAAAAUUUAUCGGGACUUGAAAAAAAAUCUCACAGAUAUCGUAAGUGUUUACCGUUUUGUUGAAUAGUUGGUGUAUAACCUCAGGCUUAAAACAAUGAUGGGAAAAAGACAAUAAAUACCUCUUACUAACCGAGAUCGAGGUUUGUACCUUGAGUCACGACUGAACGAGCUUUUUUCCUGCUCGGAAAACGGAAGCGAAACUUGUAGAAAGCGCAAGAGUCUAGUCGAUACGGUCAAACAUCCCGAUUUAAAUGUUCGGUCUUUGUUAAAAAUAUUUUCUAGUGAAAAGCAAACGUUGAUAGUGAUUAGCAUUUACUUUAUUUUCUCGCUACAGUUAUGUGAUAAAUUGAAGAUUUACAGCCCUAUGGUGAUGUUUUCAGAAGUGACUUUCAAAAAGGCGGCUGGAGAUUGGCCGAUUGCAAAAGUCAAAGUAUGCCUGGUUUUAAUUGAUAUGGAAGCAUUACUACACAGUUACACAAAAAACUACACCUAUGAAGCAGUCGGUUAGUAUCAUUAAUUUAUUAAGAGUCGUACUCUGAUUGAUUAUUGGUUGAAUAAUACCUCACAGGGAAUGAAAUUAUUCUUAAAAAGUACAAAUUGUAGAACUCGUCGUGCACUUCGCGAUUUUGUGAUGAUUAAUGAGGAACGAGGUAUCUCUGAUUAUUACCGUACAGGUAUACCAAAAUAAUGUUAUCUUCAAGCUCUGUGGAUAAUGUCAACAUAUCCCUAUUUACUUUACUUAUUUGAUCUAUAUUUGAUAGUUAUUGGCCUCAGGCUCAGUGAAUAUUGUUAAAUAACCCCAGAGACGAAGUCGAAUCUGAGGCGAAUAGUUGUUUUAGUAUAAAUGCGAAUAACUGUUUUGGUAUAAUUGCUCGGGUGCUUUCGAAUUCUGUUGUAAAUUCGUUUUGUUUUUGAAACCAUUUUUUUAAAAUUGUUUUGAGUUCUUGUAUCGAGAUCAGCAGCCAAUUUCCACCAGAAUUUAACAAGUUCAUUCAAUCCAAUCAGCAAAUACUUCAUGGCAAGAACGCUUUCUUUUGAAAAGUGUUAGCCUAAACUUAUUAUCAUCUUUUGUACUCGUCAGAGUUACAUUUUUUCGUGCUCUCCAAACUUCCCGCGUGCAUCCAUAAUUCGAUACACGCACUCUAAGCAUGAAAAAAUUCUUAAAUAGCGAGAAAGAUGGCAAUUCUCGACCAAUCAGAGCGCGUGCAUCUCUAUAAUCAUUUGAGCAAGUAUACUAAAAAAAUUUUAUUUUAUAUUUUCACAUUUAUAUCAUUACUUUGUCCACGGGAAGUUUGUCCAUGAUGCAGUAAAACCCCUGUUUUGUAGCUUUCAGUAAUAGUUAGAUUUAUGCUAAAUAUUUUUUUAGGAGUUACUUUCUCAGAAUGGAAACCUAAGGAUGGCGAGUGCAAAAAGUGUGACGGAGGAGGUGGACCAUUUGUGGUUGAAGGUGUAUGUAAGAAGAAAGAACACAGCUGUCGGGGACAUAAGUACAAGUCUAAAGACUCAAAGGAUUGUGUGACGUAUUGCCCCUCAGCCUCAAGUCUGGGUAGGAAAGGAUAAUUCUCUAUAAAAAUUCAUCGGAUCUCUAACUGCAUCAAGAAAAGCAUCACUUAAAAACUCUUAAUGUUCUGCAUUAACCACCAUUACUUCGAUUACAUCUUUGUAAAAUUGAAUGGCGUGGCUCCCUCAGUGCAAUUCGAUUUCUGUAGUAUGAUUCCUAAGGAACUGACUGACACUGGAAAUAUAGUUCUUUUUUAUGUUUGAUCAGCCCAUCGUACAGAACCAAAUAACUACGCAUCUAUAUGCAGCACUAACAAUAAGAUACUACUUACAAUACUAAUCAUAACCAUUACGUUUUCCUCAAAUGUGAUUAGUGCAUUAGCUGCUUUAUUCUUCACUAAUCAUUCUGUUCAGCUGUAAUCGGACAGUUGGCUGUAAUCGGACACCUGUGAUCAGUAGCCAAUCAUACUCAGUCCACCGAACAAAAUCCACCAAUAACAGAAUUGAUCACAAUAACCAUAGCAGCAACCAUUCAUCCUGAAAAAAACUGGGGAAUUUAAAAAAUGGAGGAAUUUUUUACUUUAGACACUCUCUAUACCGGAGUUGUUUGUCCAAAAUGCAUGUCUUUUCUUUGGGAAAUUGUACCAAUUAUGAUUAAUUGGUAACAGGAAUUCUUGUAGUCCAAUUCUGUCAGUAAUCGUGCUAGUGAUUGACAAAUCGGACUCCCGCUUCGCGGUCGCCCGAUUUUGUUAAUCACUCGCAUGAUUACAGACAGAACUGGACUACACUUGGUCCUAUUACCAUUAUUUAUUGAAUGUUACGUUAGUUACACCAGCAACUUUUUUAUUUCUUUUUUAUAACACUUUAUUAACUAAAGUAGGCAACAAAACUUUAAAAAAAUUACUAAAUCUUUUGUUUUCAUUCCUGCCCAUAGCAAAACUAUGUGACAGUGCAGCAAAUAUAUAUUGUAAUAAAAGAGGUAUCGUCAUUGCUAUCAUUUAUUUGUUUAUAUAUUUACUAAUUUAUUUCUUUAUUCAUUCAUUUUCAGUGGUCGCUGCGGUUUCCAACCUUAUUCUGGCCAUGUGGAUCUCUAUUUCUUACAAGUAAUGAUAAGUUUUUCAUAAUUAAAUUCAUGCCCAUAGACAUCUAGGGGGAAUCGUAUGAGACGUAUUGUAUUUCGCCUAAACUAAUUUUAAUUUUCUGUUUGUUUUACAGCUUUUAGCACGUGCUGAGAGGUCUUGAAGUAUGGAUCCAAUAAAAAAAAAAACUCGAAGUUUAAAGUCCAGUAGUAUUUUUCUUUGUUUUUAUGCGUGGAAUACUUUUGUCUAGACUGUUCGAGUAUAUAUCGAAUAUAUAAUACUUAGCAAAGUGUGCACUUUUACUGCUAUAGAAAAAGAUAGCUAUUCUCGGGUGUUUUAGGCAAUACUGCACUCCUGUCUUUCAAUUCAUUGCUUUUUUCACUACUCGUAAGAUAAUAGCCCGUGGAAUGUAUAAGAUGUUCUUUCCUUGAGCUAUUCUUUUCCUUUUUUGGGAGAAUUAUUUUAAACCUUGAAAAGAUAAUUGUAGGUUAGCAAUGGUUUGUCAUUUUGUCAUUAAAAGUCUUUUAAGACAAAUUCAGUGUCAAGUUCUCACAGUUUCUACCUAAAGAAGGUAGACCUUCGAGAAAUUCUAAUUUAUUUUGUUUCCAUUCGAAUGUUUUUUAUCCAAUAUAAGAUCCGAUAAAGAUAUCUCUGCGACAAGCGGGCAAGGAAAUUAUCAUCGUUAACACUUCGUUGAGCAUUGUGGUGCAUUGUGUUUUACAGGCUAAAGUUGAGCUUUUGACAGGCUAAAGGAUAUUUUAGCUCGUGCGCUCGCUUUAUUUGUCCAAAGUUGUCGUCAUUUUUCAUUUUUGGCUUUCAAAGUGAUAAUGAUAAUAACAAUACAGUUUAUUUCAUUGGGCAUAAAUAUGUUUGGGCCCUUCUCACAGCCCAUUCAUCAAGCGCAAAGUGUUUCCCGCGCGAAGGAGAUGCUUGAAGCUUUUAACCCCCCUCUGGUCUACAGAUGGAAAAGAUUCCUUAUGCAGUUCUUAGUUCCGUUUAAUCGUCGCUAGUCUGAAGGGGCACAAGGAGUCUUUUACUUCAAUCCCUUGGCCCUGACUUUUUAUCACGGUCAAUAUUCACGGGUAGGGGGAGGAGCGAAUAAUUCAAUUUCAGGGAAACAAUUUCAGGCCCCUUUUCCACGAGGAUGGUAGAAAACAUGCCAGAUUUCAAUCAGCACCGACACGCUACAAAACCUUAUUCUAGGUGAAAGGGCCUUUAAACGUUUCCAAAAGUUUUUCGGUUAAGGACGGAGUCUUCCCCGUUUCCUGCUUUAAAUUCACGCCACAUGUAUUUAUUUGGCAACAUGUCACUCACGUUAUGACCUAAGAGUUACAGAGUUGCUAUGUAAUGAAACAAAAAAAUGAAUGUUUAUGAUAGAGUUAAUGAAAAAACAAUAAUAAAAAAAAAAUAUAUAUAUAUAUAUAUAUUAUAUAAGAAUUCUUUAGGACCAUGUCGAUAAGCGAACGGCAAACAACAAAAUGUCAAGUUUGCUCUCUGGCUUUCGUACAAUAAAAAUCUGAAUACGUUUAUCGUCGGUUUUUGUUGCAGGCAUCCUAAUUUCGAUAUCGCAAAUAAAUUUCCCGUUUUUGUUUUCAGAGAAAGUGGAUCUGAUUUUUUUCAACCCAUGAUGGCUUUCAUAGCGACUGAUGAGCAAUGUUAGUUGCAUCUUUUUGGUCGUAGCUAGGAACGGUCACUUAUCAUUCACAAUAGCGUGUCAUUUCAAGCUUCUGUUGUCCUCAAAUUCUGUGGUUACCAAAUGUCCUCGACGAAAACUGAUUGAUUGCAUUACACAAAAAAUUUUUUUAGCCCUAUUCAUUAAAUUGAACCAGUUUACUUUGGCAUUUAUGAUUUGUUAGAAGAGAGUCGUUGUGGACUCGUUUCGGGUUUGACCGUCUCGAGUCUGAAGGGGCACAAGAAGUCUUUUACUUUGGUCCCUACGCCCUGACUGUUUUCCACGGUCAGUUCAAGUAGCCUAGAACACGGGUCCUUCAAACAGAUUUUCUGACACUUAUCACAGUGCACCGUGACCCUUGUGAUGUUUCACGAGACUAAAACAGUCAAUGUUUCAUCCGCCUAAGACUCUUUGUCAACUCCCUGUGGCGACGAUAGCAGUCAGUGUUUCAACCGCUUAAGAUUCCUUUGUCUAAUCCCUGUGGCGACGGUAACAGUUAAUGUUUCACCGCUUAAGACUCUUUAUCUACUCCCUGUGGCGCCGGUAACAGUUAAUGUUUCACCGCUUAAGACUCUUUAUCUACCCUGUGGCGCCGGUAACAGUUAAUGUUUUUAUCUACUCCCUGUGGCGACGAUAAGACUCGACGGGACGAGAGACGAGAGACUCUUGAAAAAUUCAGCACGGGAUGUGUGGUUCGCUUCAUAAAAUCUUAGGCCUAUUGCAGACUUAGGGUACGUUCUUUGGGAGAAUCCGUAUCAGGAUUUCUGAUUUUCGUGCAAAUCCAUUUUCAUAUCAGUGAUCUAUCAAAUCCACUCUGGACAGGGAUUCAUCGGAUCACUGAUCUGCGUGAUGUAAAGACAGAUCAUUGGAUCACUGAUCUGACGCGUUCCUUCAGGCGAAGGAUCCGAAACUAAUCAUUUUGCCCAGCGGUGCUCAAUUUUAAACAAGCGGCAGAUACUUCAUAUAUUAACCGGAAAGAUUGUUGGCAAUCACUCCACAAAUUCUACGAUAAACACGAAAUAAAAUCGAUUUUGUAAUGUUUAAUCGAUCGGCCUCUGAUCGCAGGUAUUCAGGGUUCCCUAGUAGCCAUAUCGUAAUCAAUACUUGCUUCUGUUUUAAUUCCAUCGUUUGAGUUUACCAUGAAAAAUGUGCUUCUAAUGAAUGGUGCGCGCUAAAGGAAUGCACCCUUAAUCUCACAUCAUUUUCCAUACUCUAUAACCGACUUGGAUAACAUCAACAACGUACGUGUGACUUCUGUUAACCGUAUAUGCCAACAGAUAAUGGUCAAUUUCAGAUUCCUUUCUACUAAGAUGGUAGAAAACUUGCCACAGUUUAAUCAGCACCGAUACACUAAAACCCUUAUUCAAGGUGAAAGGGUCGUUAACCAAAGUUUUUCGGUUAAGUAUUGUGUCCUCCCCGGUUCCUGCUUUAAAUUCACACCACAUGUUUGGAAAAGGAACAUUUAAUUUAUGGAUUGGGCUUAUAUAACGUUACGUAAUCUUUUUCUAUUUAUUUCGUCGUAUUGUAGGUUUUUGUUAUUACGUAACGUCUUUUGUUUGUAAGAUAAUUUGUAGGUUUGUUUUCGUUUAGUUUGCUAUAUAAUUAUAAAAAAAAACAUUAUGUUGUGUGUAAUUCGUUCAGGUUUAUUCCAGGUCGAGUUCGAAUUUAUUCGAGAUCGUCCAAGAUUAGUUUGUUGGAGAUCGGUCAUUUAGUGCUCAAUCUAAAUUUGUUAUUCGUACUUAGUUCGAGUUAAUGAUAAAUGUUCAACUAGUGAACAUGUAUUUGGCGACAUGUCACUCACGUUAUGAUCUAAGAGUGUUUAUGAAUGUUUACGAAAGAGUUAGAUGAGAUCUAUUGACUUGACUCGUAUAUAUAUAUAUAUAUAUACAUAUAUAUAUAUACAUAUAUAUAUAUACAUAUAUAUAUACAUAUAUACAUAUGUAGAUAGAUAGAUAUUUACUUUACAUUUGCUUUUGGUUUUGAGUCAACGGUUGGUAAAAUAUCACUCGGUAUUAAACGUAUUUCGAUCGUCGUAUUGUCAUGAGGCAGGCACGUAUGCAGCAGCUGGCGUGCAUCCCAAAACAUUCCUAUAUCCUUUUACAGGAAAAAUUGAGAAAAAAGCAAAAGGAGCGAUGAGAGCAGAGCUAAGAAAAUUUCGCAGUAUAUUUAACGUGAAAUGACUCAAAGAGGAGUGAGACCCGCUUGAGAAAAGUUGCGAUACAUAAUUGUGGAAUGAGAUAAACAAUCUACUAAAGCAACACUGUUUUGUCACGUUACCCAAAAGAAGGUCAAUCACUAUGGCAAAUUCUUCAUAUCUUACAGUUUCUGAAAACACUUUUCACUUGGAGCUCAACCUGUAUGUAGUUCGACAAGAUAAUAUAAAUGUGCAUAAACUGUUUGUACUCUUUUGAUUUAGAAUAUCCUCUCCAAAUAAAAAGACAAAAAAAUGCACAAUUUGUUUUCUUAAUUAAGUUUAUUAGUCGUGUCAAGAAUUCGUUACAGGAUUAAAUUAGUUGAAGUCUUCUUUUUGUGUUAGCAACCUCAGCACAAGAAGAUUGUCUAGCAGACGGAAAGCCAACCGUACAAUCAUGUAAGUGAACUUAGCAAUUCUCUAUAAACGCAUUUUUCCCUCACCCUUUUCAAAUUUUGCUCAUAUCACAUUCAAUGUAAGUGUUACGGGAGUUUUUAGAUAUCAUAUUUUUAACCUUCAAAGGUACUCCCUCACCAUUUUAGCUGUCCUAUUUAAUAACCAAUGACAAAACCAAAAAUCUUUCAGCGUUGACGCAAGUUAAAGGGAAAUAUUUAAUGUUUUUUAGUGGGUGCCGGUGAUAGUUAAAGAAUCAUUUCUUUUUUAGCACAAUUACGAGUAAAUUCUCAACUACCUUCUCGUAGAAAAUUAGAAAAAAAGAAGAGGAACAAACAAAUAAGCAGCACUAACAAUAAGAUACUACUUACAAUACUAAUCAUAACCAUUACGUUUUCCUCAAAUGUGAUUAGUGCAUUAGCUGCUUUAUUCUUCACUAAUCAUUCUGUUCAGCUGUAAUCGGACAGUUGGCUGUAAUCGGACACCUGUGAUCAGUAGCCAAUCAUACUCAGUCCACCGAACAAAAUCCACCAAUAACAGAAUUGAUCACAAUAACCAUAGCAGCAACCAUUCAUCCUGAAAAAAACUGGGGAAUUUAAAAAAUGGAGGAAUUUUUUACUUUAGACACUCUCUAUACCGGAGUUGUUUGUCCAAAAUGCAUGUCUUUUCUUUGGGAAAUUGUACCAAUUAUGAUUAAUUGGUAACAGGAAUUCUUGUAGUCCAAUUCUGUCAGUAAUCGUGCUAGUGAUUGACAAAUCGGACUCCCGCUUCGCGGUCGCCCGAUUUUGUUAAUCACUCGCAUGAUUACAGACAGAACUGGACUACACUUGGUCCUAUUACCAUUAUUUAUUGAAUGUUACGUUAGUUACACCAGCAACUUUUUUAUUUCUUUUUUAUAACACUUUAUUAACUAAAGUAGGCAACAAAACUUAGAAAAAAAUUACUAAAUCUUUUGUUUUCAUUCCUGCCCAUAGCAAAACUAUGUGACAGUGCAGCAAAUAUAUAUUGUAAUAAAAGAGGUAUCGUCAUUGCUAUCAUUUAUUUGUUUAUAUAUUUACUAAUUUAUUUCUUUAUUCAUUCAUUUUCAGUGGUCGCUGCGGUUUCCAACCUUAUUCUGGCCAUGUGGAUCUCUAUUUCUUACAAGUAAUGAUAAGUUUUUCAUAAUUAAAUUCAUGCCCAUAGACAUCUAGGGGGAAUCGUAUGAGACGUAUUGUAUUUCGCCUAAACUAAUUUUAAUUUUCUGUUUGUUUUUACAGCUUUUAGCACGUGCUGAGAGGUCU